This is a messenger RNA of Gadus chalcogrammus (walleye pollock), 2502 nucleotides long. It is a transcript of the gene mta2, whose product is annotated as metastasis associated 1 family, member 2. Bases 389 to 2452 code for a protein of 687 amino acids. The transcript has 18 exons. Gene Ontology annotation, biological process: negative regulation of transcription by RNA polymerase II. Gene Ontology annotation, cellular component: nucleoplasm; NuRD complex. Lineage: Eukaryota; Metazoa; Chordata; Actinopteri; Gadiformes; Gadidae. Gene Ontology annotation, molecular function: chromatin binding; sequence-specific DNA binding; transcription corepressor activity. The record is from RefSeq and is a predicted model, not a curated record.
GUGUGUGAACUGAGCGGAGGUGAAGAAGAGGAGGAUGAAGCUGGGAGCGGAGGAUGGGAGGAAGAGUGGAGUAAGAGACAGGCUAGCUAUCAAGGGCUGUGUGUGCAUGCCUGCAAGUGUGAAUGCGUGAGUGGGUGAGGAAGACGAGGGAGAGAGAGGAAGGUCGCCGAAGGACCGAAACAAAGACGCAAUUUUGGACCCUGGGAAAGAUUGUAACGGAAACUUUAAACUUUUUACCCGCCAGAGCUCGGCUGUUGUGCACGGAGCCGGCUUUGUUUCGCGGCGGGGGUGUCUACAGUAAAUGAAGGGAUAAAAUAGCUCCAGAUCGACAUUUUUCCACGCAAGUGGGGAAACCCCCGGGACGGCGUUUGAUAAGGGUUACUAGAGAAUGGCGGCCAACAUGUACCGAGUGGGAGAUUACGUGUACUUCGAGAAUUCGUCCAGCAACCCCUACCUGAUUCGCAGAAUAGAAGAGCUCAACAAGACGGCCAAUGGAAACGUGGAGGCCAAGGUGGUGUGUCUCUUCAGGCGGAGAGACAUCUCGGGGAACCUCAACACACUGGCCGACAGCAACGCAAGAGACUUUGAGGAGGAGUCCAAACAGCCCUCCGUCUCGGAACAACAGAAGCACCAGCUCAAGCACAGGGAACUCUUCCUCUCCCGACAGUUUGAAUCCCUGCCUGCCACCCACAUACGGGGCAAAUGUAACGUCACCCUCCUGAAUGAAACAGACGUCCUGGCCGGCUACCUGGAGAAAGAGGACUGUUUCUUCUACUCCUUGGUGUUCGACCCGGUCCAGAAGACCCUCCUCGCGGACCAGGGGGAGAUCCGGGUGGGCUCCAAGUUCCAGGCCGAGAUCCCCGACAAGCUAGCAGAAAUUGAACUGGACACUCGUAUCCAGGACAAGCUCGAGACCAAGGUGUGGGACCCGGACAACCAGCUGAAGGACCCCCAGAUCGACCAGUUCCUGGUGGUGGCGAGAGCCGUGGGGACGUUUGCGCGCGCCCUGGACUGCAGCAGCUCCAUCCGCCAGCCCAGCCUCCAUAUGAGCGCUGCCGCAGCCUCCAGAGACAUCACCUUGUUCCACGCCAUGGACACGCUGCAGAAGAACGAGUACGACCUGGCCAGGUCCAUGUCCACCCUGGUGCCCCAGGGGGGGCCCGUGCUCUGCCGGGACGAGAUGGAGGAGUGGAGUGCCUCGGAGGCCAUGCUGUUCGAGGAGGCGCUGGAGAAGUACGGCAAGGACUUCAACGACAUCCGCCAGGACUUUCUGCCCUGGAAGUCUCUGGCCAGCGUGGUCCAGUUCUACUACAUGUGGAAGACCACCGACCGCUACAUCCAACAGAAACGGCUCAAGGCAGCGGAGGCAGACAGCAAGUUAAAGCAGGUGUACAUCCCCACCUACACGAAACCAAACCCCAACCAGAUCAUGGCCCCUGGUAGCAAGCCCGGCAUGAACGGAGCUCCAGCCGGCUUCCAGAAAGGCCUGAGCUGCGAGAGCUGCCACACGGCCCAGUCCCCUCAGUGGUACGCCUGGGGACCCCCCAACAUGCAGUGCAGGCUGUGCGCCUCCUGCUGGAUCUACUGGAAGAAAUACGGAGGCCUGAAGACCCCCACACAGCUAGAGGGCGCCGCUAGAGCUGGCUCUGAGUCGGGAGGCCCGCGCGGUCACAUGACUCGCCAGGAGGCCCAGGGCCUGUCGCCGUUCACGCGCAACGAGGGGCGCGCCAAGCUGCUGGCCAAGAACCGCCAGACCUUCAUCCUGCAGACCACCAAGCUGACGCGCAUAGCCCGCCGGGUCUGCAUGGACAUCCUGCAGCCGCGAAGGGCUGCCCGCCGCCCCUACGCCUCCAUCAACGCCAACGCCGUCAAGGCCGAGUGUAUAAUCCGGCUGCCUAAAGCCACCAAGAACCCCCAGAAGAACAGGGUGAUCCCCCGGCAGUCACUGGCCACCAUAGUGAAGGAUCUAGCCAUCACGGCCCCCCUGAAGCUGAAGGCCCCCCGCGGCCUCCCGCCGCCCAUCAACCGCAACCAGACCAGCCAGCCCCGUGGGGGCCCCGGCCUGCUGGGCAAGAGGCCCUUCGACAACGUCAGUAUCUCGCAGAUAACGCAGGCCGGAGGUGGUGGCGCCGGCGGCGGCGGCGGCGGUGGCGGCGUGCCGUUCCCCACCAACGGGAGGCCCUUCACGUCUGGCCUGAGGACCACCUCCCAGUCGGUCAUCAAGCGGCAGAAGGUGAACCAGGGCGACGCGCCCAACCCCGUGGUGUUCGUGGCCACCAAGGACACCAGGGCCCUGAGGAAACACCUGACCCAGUCGGAGAUGCGGCGGGCAGCCCGGAAGCCCCACCUGCCGGUCCGCAUCAAGCUGCCCCCCCCUCCGCCGCCGCCCCGCGCCCCGCCCAUGCCCCUCCUCCCCUCCAGCACCAGCGAGCCCAUCAUCCUGGAGGACUGAGGCGCUGGGCGUUGCCCAGGAGCCAAGAAGGAUUUCCCACCGGGAUUGGG